UAAAUCUCUUUUGAUUAAGAGUUUGGUCAGUUUCUAUACCAGGGGAAAUCAUUGCGACAUGGCAGGGCCUAUCAGAAUUUUAGCAGGCGGAAAAAGACGGAUACAGUUUGUGGGGUGUCCAAAUAAUGUCAAUGGCAUGAUUGAUGCGGCAAAGUAUGCCGAUGCUGUCAUAUUUGUUGUAGAUGCAGGUUAUGGGUUUGAAAUGGAAACAUUCGAGUUCCUUGAACUCUUAAAAGUUCAUGGGAUGCCCAAGGUUAUGGGGGUGCUUACAUAUCUUGAUACCUUUAGGAACAAAACCAUGCUCGCAAACACUCAGUGAA
This is a messenger RNA of Papaver somniferum (opium poppy), 320 nucleotides long. Its product is annotated as ribosome biogenesis protein bms1-like. The coding region runs from base 59 to 319 and encodes 86 amino acids. Gene Ontology annotation, cellular component: 90S preribosome. Gene Ontology annotation, molecular function: GTPase activity; U3 snoRNA binding; GTP binding. Lineage: Eukaryota; Viridiplantae; Streptophyta; Magnoliopsida; Ranunculales; Papaveraceae. Gene Ontology annotation, biological process: maturation of SSU-rRNA from tricistronic rRNA transcript (SSU-rRNA, 5.8S rRNA, LSU-rRNA); ribosome biogenesis; endonucleolytic cleavage of tricistronic rRNA transcript (SSU-rRNA, 5.8S rRNA, LSU-rRNA). The record is from RefSeq and is a predicted model, not a curated record. The transcript is spliced from 3 exons.